GUCAUCAGCUCACGCAGCAGAGUUGUAUCCUCACACAGUACUACGUACCUUCUAUGGCGGUGGUGGAAAGUGGGAAGCUUGUCUGCAGAAAUUGUCUGUUGCCCAAAUUACGUUGCUGAAACUUACGUUGUCCCAAAAUUGGCGGAAUGGUUGGUGUGCAACAAAUGGUUUCUACUUUGUAUGGUUCUCGGGUAAGCAUCAAUCUUGACAGAGCGUGAGUGUGGUUGUAGGCAAAAAGGAUAGCCAGCACUCGAUCUGCUGUGCUUUGAAGUUCUCUUCUGAGGAAUUGCAUCUACUGGAAAGAUGAUUUUCUUGUGCUGGUCUCCUCCAUCACGUCAAGAACAGAAAGCAUGUGUUGACAAGUCUGGUGUCUUCAAUUACGAUAGCAAAUAUUUAGGUGCCACUGCUAAGCCUGCUUUGAAAAUUAAGCAAGACAGGGAGCUGUCGGACAAGGGUUUUCUAGUUAACCAUGCCCGUGUUUUAGUUGGUUCGGGUCUUGAGACUUUUGAGAAAGGCAAAAGUGCUCUUCAGAAUUGGAGGCAUUUUAGCUUGAACUGGGCAUUUGUUGAUCCCAAGACUCCAAUUCAGAGAGGGGUGAAGUUUUGCGUUUGCACUAAGGCAAUUUUCCCAUGGCUUUUGAUGCCUUUAGAAGUUGUUUAUGUUGAUGAAUCCAGGAAUGCUUUGGCCUCAUUUAGUUUUGGCAGUGGAACUCUUCACGGACACCUACUGGCAGGGGAAGAACGCUUCUCAAUUACAAUGGACGAGAAGAACAAUGUCUGGUACGAAAUACUUUCAUUUUCAAAGCCCGCGAACUUUCUGUCGCUUAUUGGGUACCCUUAUGUACUCCUGAAGCAAAAGCAUUUCGCUCGCGACUCCACACUGGCAAUGCAGAAACAUUUAUCUGCCAAGUGAUGUAUCCUUCACUUUGACUCUCUUCACUGUAAUAUACCACUAUGCUGUUGCUUAAUGAUAUUAGUCAUGCUAGAGUUUUUCUUUCUUUUCAAAGGAGGAUCAAAGCUUCUCCUCUCCGGGACUCGAUUCAGUGACAUAUCUUUCAGAAUAAUAAAAUAAAGUAUCACAAUUUGGCCA
Messenger RNA from Sesamum indicum (sesame), 1089 nucleotides. RefSeq names its product outer envelope protein. NCBI's taxonomy places the organism in Eukaryota, Viridiplantae, Streptophyta, Magnoliopsida, Lamiales, Pedaliaceae. The record is from RefSeq and is a predicted model, not a curated record.